This is a messenger RNA of Rhipicephalus sanguineus (brown dog tick), 1864 nucleotides long. RefSeq lists its product as uncharacterized. Gene Ontology annotation, biological process: DNA integration. Lineage: Eukaryota; Metazoa; Arthropoda; Arachnida; Ixodida; Ixodidae. The transcript has 2 exons. The coding region runs from base 535 to 1698 and encodes 387 amino acids. The record is from RefSeq and is a predicted model, not a curated record. Gene Ontology annotation, molecular function: nucleic acid binding.
GGCUGUACAAGGUUUGUCGGCUGCCGUUCGGCGUGUCCAUUGCUCCUGGGGUUUUCCAAAGAACCAUGUACAUGGUGCUGGCCGGAAUGCCGCAAGUAGCGGUAUACCAGGAUGACAUCCUGAUUGCCAGCGAGUCUAUCGAGGAACAUGAACGGAUGCUUGCCGAGGUCCUCAGCCGAUUGUCCAAAACCGGGCUUAGAGUGCAAGCUGGGAAGUGCGAAUUUUUUAAGGAAAGCCUCGAGUUUCUGGGGCAUCGGAUUGACGCUAAGGGCAUCUACCCUUCGAAGGCCAAGGUCGAGGCCAUCCACCAGGCUCCUGCCCCGAAGAACAAAAAGGAACUGCAAGCUUUCUUGGGAAAACCAAGGACCAUGGAAACGCAGAUUGCCUGAGUAGGUUGCCGGCUCCCCUAACCCGACAAGAGACCGAAGUACCGGGUGACAUACUCCUACUGGAAGCUGUGGAGUACCCCCCAGUGAGUGCACGAGAAGUGGCAGCGUACACCAGCAGGGAUCCCCAACUGUCCCAAGUGAAGCAAUGGAUCUUUGGGGCUGGCCACGCGAGCGAGUAGCCCCGAAAUAUUCUGCGUAUGAGGUGAGACAAAACGAGUUGUCUGUGCAUCGCGACUGCGUGCUCUGGGGAAGCCGCGUAGUAAUUCCUGAGACAUUGCAGAAAGAAGUGUUAAGUCUUAUGCACGCUAACCAUCCGGGAGUGACGGCCAUGAAGGCAAUUGCUAGGUCGUACGUGUGGUGGCCUAAUAUGAAUAGAAGGAUAGAAGAGCUAGUCAGAGGCUGCAGGCCGUGCCAGGUAAACAGACCGAGUGAACCAAAGACACCAACCUAUUUCUGGACUAAGCCAGAACGACCGUGGAGUAGAAUUCACGUGGAUUUCGCAGGACCGAUCCAAGGCGUGCAUUUUCUGGUGGCGGUAGACGCCCUCUCGAACUGGGCUGAAGUCGAAGUCAUGCCGUCUCUUCAUUCAGCUACGGUCAUUGAAAAGUUUCGCAAGAUGUUCGCAGCGUAUGGAUUACCCGACCUGGUCGUGUCUGAUAAUGGCACCGCUUUUGCCAGCAGGGAAACUCAAGAUUUCCUUAAACGAAAUGGUAUUCGCUAUAUGUAUACCGCGCCGUACCACCCGUCAAGUAACGGAAGGGCGGAGCGGAUGGUACGAGAACUGAAAUGUGCAUUACGGAAACAGACACAGGGCACCGUACUGUGCAAGGUUUCACGUUUGUUGUUCAAACAGCACUCUACGCCACACUCAGAAACCGGCAAAUUACCUGCAGAAGUCAUGCUGGGUCGGAACUUCAGGACCGCCCUCUCGAUCCUUCAACGGGACGAGAGUCACGCAAGAUGCCCGCUGCCGCCUCCACAACGUGGGUUCCUGCCGGGUGAUGCUGUGUACGCGAGAAACUUCCGGCCCGGCCCCGAGUGGUAUCCUGGUCGUGUGUUGCGACGUUUGGGCCACGUCAUGUACGAGCUGCGGACUGCAGACGGUACUGUGCACCGACGCCACCGGGACCACGUGCGCCGAGCAUGGCACUGUGAGCCCGGAGACUUAAGCCAUGAAACGUCCCCCUCUUUUGCUCUCCCGGCUACACCAAGCCCCGCCCUGGGACCUGCCGGGCCUGAGACGCCGCCGCCUCUCAGGCGUUCCACUCGUCAACGCCGGCCAGUGCGACGCUAUGGCAUCGAUGACUAAGGGGGAAGGGAUGUGAUAUUGUGAAAUCACACGAAGUGACGUCAGUGGGCAACGAGAGAGCAUGCGCCAGCGUUGUGCCUGUUUGCUGUUAUCACCAAGUGUGCUGAUACCUAUCACCGCCUUAGCUAUAUAAGCAGUGCCCUUCUUGUAAUAAACGCCUUUUUGU